CUUCAUUAGUUUCCUCUUUUAUUGAACAACUUCUCCGUCACUGUGAAACUCACCACAUGAAGUGACAGUCGUUGAUCAGGAAAACAACUUGUUCGGAUAUGAAGACGACAUGAUGUACUGCUCUGAAGUCUUUGAGUUGCUGCUUGUCUUGAAAACUUUUGAAGGCUCCUCAUUCAUUUUGAUCUUCAUCCUCAGUAUCAUAGGAAACUGCCUCCUCUUAUAUGUCCUCUUUCUCUAUGAGAAGUUAAAAAAUGUCACAAAUAUAUUUGUCCUGAACCUUGCCUGCUCCGAUUUGAUGAUCACAGUCACACUUCCAUUCUGGGCCGUCGAUCGGCUGCAGGACUGGGUCUUAGGUCAUUUUGCCUGCACAUUUGUGAUAGUGACAGAGAUUGUUGGUUUUUACAGUAGUGCCAUUCUACUGACUGCCAUGACUGUGGACCGUUUCAUAACUGUGGUGCUGCACAACAUGCCAAGAAACAAAGUAAGGAGGCAGAGGUUUGCAGCAUUGAGCUGUGCAGCUGCAUGGACCAUCAGCAUUUCUGUUUCUAUACAUGUUGCUACUAGAGUCACGGUGGAAGACUGGGGUGGUCGUUCCAUGUGUUUAUCUAAUGUGGACUUUGCAUUUACUCUUACAGUGUCUGUGAUCUUCUUCUUUCUGUUAUCCAUCAUUGUUUUCUGCUACUCUGCCAUCCUCAAGACAGUGUUGCAGGCUUCAAACAGAAGAAAGCGCAGGACAGUAGUGGUGGUGUUAUGUAUAGUUGCUGCCUUCAUCAUCUGCUGGGUACCUUACAAUAUUAUCUAUAUAAUCGUGUCCUUCUAUAAACCUAAUAGCUGUUAUGCAAGGCACUGUGUGAUUAUUGCCUUUAGUAUUUGUCGUGUACUUGCUUCUUCUCACUGCUGUAUGAACCCUAUUCUGUAUAUGCUCUCAGAAAAGUGGCGAAAGCAUCUUUUGGAUCUUUUUAGCUGCAAGAAAGUCAGGAGAGUGAGAGACAGGAAGAGAACCACUGGCUCUUGUGUUAAGCAGAACGUAGCUUUUAAAGCACAAAGCUCUGCUGUUGUGUUGGAACCAACCUGCAGCUAGACAUUCAUCGCUAAUAUGAAAACAUCAAUUAAUACUUGGUAUAAUAUUUGUUUUGAACUAGUUUAACCUACAGUGUUCACAUUUCCUUAAAGAUAUUAAGGGGACUACUUUAAUGUAAGUCUCUAUAAAUGUAGACCUAACAUGUCAGUUUACGCUUUCUCAGUAUUUUUAAUUUGCUAUCCUAGAUUUGGGACAGGGUGACACAUGCGAGUUUAUUUAGCUUCAUUAGCUUUGUAAGAUGGUUCUAAAAAUUGUUCUAAAAAUGAUAUGUGAUGACUACUUAUUCAAACAUGUAAACCAAUUCCAUUUAUUUCCCCUUUUAAUUUCCAAUCAAGUUUUGUGCUUGAAAAAACAAAAAAACAAUCAGCUCUGUAUCAGUUGGUAAAUAUUCAUGUGUUUUCAAAUUCAUGUUGAUACAUUGAUUAUGCAUUGUACUGUAGAUAAUAUGUGAAACACUUCUUCACUGCAUUUUACUUAAUGGUUUCAUAUUAAAUCAUCUAUCUCAGUUGUUACUGUAGUUGUUAUAUUGUCACCUUUAGGAGUCUUGCAAACAAAACAGAACAUCAUUUAUUUUCAAAAUGUUAUAUAAUUUGUCAAAAAUGUGUGUUUAUAUUUGCUUGAACAUUUCAUCAUCAUCAUCACUAUUAUUUCCAUGCUACAAUA
Molecule: messenger RNA, 1744 nt
Organism: Trematomus bernacchii (emerald rockcod)
Lineage: Eukaryota; Metazoa; Chordata; Actinopteri; Perciformes; Nototheniidae
Product: chemokine XC receptor 1-like
Exons: 2
Coding region: 110-1081 (323 amino acids)
Biological process (GO): G protein-coupled receptor signaling pathway; immune response
Cellular component (GO): membrane
Molecular function (GO): G protein-coupled receptor activity
Source: RefSeq, a predicted model, not a curated record